Molossus molossus (Pallas's mastiff bat) is the source of this 1642-nucleotide messenger RNA. It is a transcript of the gene ATP6V0D2, whose product is annotated as ATPase H+ transporting V0 subunit d2. The transcript is spliced from 8 exons. Gene Ontology annotation, molecular function: proton-transporting ATPase activity, rotational mechanism. NCBI's taxonomy places the organism in Eukaryota, Metazoa, Chordata, Mammalia, Chiroptera, Molossidae. The record is from RefSeq and is a predicted model, not a curated record. The coding region runs from base 140 to 1195 and encodes 351 amino acids. Gene Ontology annotation, cellular component: early endosome; proton-transporting V-type ATPase, V0 domain; plasma membrane proton-transporting V-type ATPase complex. Gene Ontology annotation, biological process: proton transmembrane transport; vacuolar transport; vacuolar acidification.
ACUAGUCACCCAAACCCUGACUGUCAGCUGAGGAACGGCUUCCUGGUAACUCCUGUGCCCCGCGCUCUCCCAGACCAGUGCCAGUCUGAGGGCUCCCAAGACGCCGCUGUCCCCGCCUGGCCAGCCCUGACCUGUCCCCAUGCUGGAAACCGCAGAGCUGUGCUUCAACGUGGACCAUGGUUACCUGGAGGGCCUGGCCCGAGGCUGCAAGGCUGGCCUCCUGACCCCGCAGGACUACGCCAACCUGGUCCAGUGCGAGACCCUGGAGGAUCUGAAAGUUCAUCUGCAGACCACUGAUUAUGGCAACUUUUUGGCGAAUCAAACAAACCCUCUCACCGUUUACAAAAUCGACAUGGAGAUGAGGAAGAAGCUGUGCAGAGAGUUUGAGUACUUCCGGAACCAUUCGCUGGAGCCCCUGAGCACAUUUCUCACCUACAUGACGUGCGGCUACAUGAUCGACAACGUGGUUCUGCUGAUGGUGGGCGCGCUGCAGGGCAAGUCCGUGAAGGAGAUGCUGGGGAAGUGCCACCCGCUGGGCCGCUUCACCGAGAUGGAGGCGGUCAGCGUGGCCGAGACCCCGUCCGACCUGUUCAGCGCCGUCCUGGUGGAGACGCCCCUAGCUCCAUUCUUUCAAGACUGCAUGUCUGAAAAUACACUCGAUGAACUGAAUAUUGAAAUACUGCGCAAUAAACUGCACAAGUCUUACCUGGAAGCAUUCUACAAAUUCUGUAAGAAUCACGGAGAUGUCACAGCAGAAGUUAUGUGUCCUAUUCUCGAGUUUGAGGCCGACAGGCGUGCGUUUAUCAUCACUCUGAACUCCUUCGGCACGGAACUGAGCAAAGGUGACCGGGAGGCCCUCUACCCGACCUGUGGCAAGCUGUACCCCGAGGGGCUGCGCCUGCUGGCCCAGGCGGAGGACUUCGAGCAGAUGAAGAGGGUAGCGGACCACUACGGGGUGUACAAGCCCUUGUUCGAGGCUGUGGGCGACGGCAGUGGGGGGAAGUCGCUGGAGGACGUGUUUUAUGAGCAUGAGGUGAGCAUGAACGUGCGGGCCUUCAGCAGGCAGUUCCACUGCGGCGUGUUCUACGCCUACACCAAGCUGCGGGAGCAGGAGAUCAGGAACAUCGUGUGGAUCGCAGAGUGCAUCUCCCAGCGGCACCGCGCGAAAAUCCACAGCUACGUCCCGAUUCUGUAGCCCAGCGGGCCGGGCCGGAGACCACGACUGGGAGAGGAAACCACCGAGCAAAUGAAAGCGCUUGUGUUGGAUGAUCGAGGCCACACCAGCGGAAGCCACCGGCCUCCAUGAAUGGCAGACCCCACACACACAUGGUGAACCACCCCGGAAACACAGCUCCCUUUCCCCCCGCCCUCACGUCUUGUUUGCACAUUGCUGUCUCACUCUUCCGGGGCCUUAGGCAUUAGUGUUCAUUAAACUGUGGCACGUUCCCUACUUUUAUUUUGUGUUCAAAAUCAAAUGUGCCCUAUCCGGUGUUGCUCAGUGGUUAGAACACCAGCCAUGCACUGAAGCGUUGCAGGUUCUACUCCUGAUCAAGGGCAGGUUCAGUCCCCGCUCCCGUCAGGGUCUUGCGGGAGGCAACCAGUCGAUGUUUCUCUUGCACAUCAAUGUUUCUCUUGCUUCCUC